AUGCCUCGUCGACCGAUCAAAGGAGCCAGGGCCAGGGGUAUUGCCUCUCCUACGCCCAUUUCGUCAACUCUGACUACCCCGAUCAGCUCUACGUUCACCUCGGCAUAUACUACCGAAGCCGAACUCGACCCCGAUGACCCCAACAACCUUCCCAUCGGUGCUCUGACCCUCGACAUCCCUAUCGCCAACAGGAAACCGAAGAAGGAGGAGGUCAAGACGUUCCGCUUCAUGGACUUGCCCUCUGAGCUGCGAAUCAAAAUAUACGAUUACCAUUUCGCCGAUAUUGGCCCUGUCGUCGACCUCGAGCCAGGCAAUUACUUCACCAUCCACAAGAAGCUGUCCGUCCUGCGGGUCUGCCGUCAGUUCUACCGCGAGGCUUCCCACCUCUUCUACAGCUCAAAGACAUUCCGAGUUUUCCCAAUCGACGGCCGUUACUCGAGGAAGAAGCUGGGGCUGCUCGCCCGUCUCAAGCCCCAGUCCCGCGCCCACCUCACAUCCCUGGAGCUGCGAUUGGGACCAGGCUUCAACAAGCCCUACCGAAGCUGGGCGAUCAACGACCUGCUAGGUCUGCAGGACUGUGUGAACGUCAGACGCCUCUCAGUGUACGUGGAGAUUGACCCCAGCGAUGGCAUCUUCAACGGAUGGCGCAGGUCCACCGGUUUCUACGAGACGUUCUCACAGAACUUGCUGGAAGGCCUGCUUCAAGGCCUGGCAAGCGUUGAGACGGUGCAAUUCGAUGGCAACCCCGCGGUGAAGAGAGCGGGCGACAUGAUGCAGGGCUUACUUGAGGUAGUGGCUGAAAGCGAGCGGGAGAUCACUUGGGGCCCGGAGAGGGGCUGGACGGAUAAUGAGGACGAUGAGAUUGACCACGAGCCGCCUAUGGGACCGACCGCUGCUAUUGAUUGGAGCCUGCCUCCGCAUGCUGUUAUGGCCGCUUUGGCACAGGAGGUUCUUGCAUAA
Messenger RNA from Diaporthe amygdali, 960 nucleotides. RefSeq lists its product as uncharacterized. The transcript has a single exon. Bases 1 to 960 code for a protein of 319 amino acids. The record is from RefSeq and is a predicted model, not a curated record. Lineage: Eukaryota; Fungi; Ascomycota; Sordariomycetes; Diaporthales; Diaporthaceae.